AUGCGUAACUUGAUAAUUUUGAAUCGAGGAAAGUUAACGCCCACUUCCCAUUCACAUCCUGAUUUGCAACUGCUUACGAGCUCAUUUGACAUCCUUUCGGAUAGUAUAACAUGUGUUUUACAUGCUCUAGAUAAUGGUGUUAUUGAAGUGCAGCAAUAUAGGAAAGAUGGGACGGUAAAUGAUUUAGCAUCCUUUUUUGUGCAAUCCUAUAACGACAAGCUACUUUCCUUUAUACAUUUUGCUGACAUUAACCAACUUAUAUUUGUUUUUGCCCAGGGUGAUAUCAUCUGCGCAACUUAUGACCCCACGUCUUUAAAUCCAGAGGAAACUGUUGUGGAAGUUGUGGGCUCUAUCGAUAAUGGUAUUAUGGCUGCCGAAUGGUCUUACGAUGAAGAGACGCUGGCCAUUUUAACCAUGGAUCGUUCUGUUGUGUUGUUGAGUCGGCAAUUCGAGCCCAUUGCGGAAACAAAAUUGGAGGCAGAUGAUUUAAAGAUUUCUAAGCAUGUUACGGUUGGUUGGGGUACCAAGGAAACGCAGUUUAGAGGUAAAGGUGCACGUGCAAUGGAAAGAGAAGCUCUGGAGUCAUUAAAGAAUUCCGGAUUAGUUGGUAACGAGCUUCGUGAUCCGACAAUGCCAUUCAAAGUUGAUUCUGGAGCUAUUACAGAAAUGGAUAACAAGUCUGGUGCUAUAUCGUGGAGAUCCGAUUGUGAAUAUUUUGUAGUUUCUACAGUUGAGGUAGUAAAGGAUGCUGAAGACGAAUCUAAGGAUCUAGAGAGACGAGCUCUAAGGGUGUAUUCUCGAGAUGGACAGUUGGAUAGUGCAUCCGAGCCUGUUGAUGGCUUGGAACAUAAUUUAGCUUGGAAGCCACAAGGUUCUUUAAUUGCAGGAAUUCAGCGUAAGAUCGAUACCCCAAAUGAAGAAUCUUUGGAUUUAGUCUUUUUUGAACGUAAUGGAUUAAGACACGGUGAGUUUAACACACGUUUAGCAAUCGACGAGCGUAUUAACUCUUUGGCUUGGAAUGCUAGCUCUGAAGUAUUGGCAGUUGUUUUAGAAAACCGAAUUCAACUCUGGACAACUAAAAAUUACCAUUGGUACUUAAAGCAAGAGUUAUAUGGGAAUAACAUAAGGUUUUUUAAGUGGAAUCCUGAAAAGGACUUUACUUUAAUGUACGGUGAUCUAAACGACAUUUAUGUUGUUGAUUUAACUUACAAAAUGGCGUUGGGACCAACAAUCAAGCCUUUUGAUAGAGGAACAGCUUUGGUUAUUGAUGGAAAAACUGUUAACAUUACGCCAUUUACUAUCGCCAAUGUCCCACCUCCAGUAUACUUCAGAGAUUUUGAAGCACCAGGAAACGUCAUUGAUGUUGCGACUAGUCGUUCAAAUGAACUUUAUGCAGCCUUGGUGGAAAGUGCUUUAGUAUUGGCCUCUGUACCAUCCAUUGAUGCUAUGGUCAGAGGAAAACACCCGGUUAUUGUAACUACUAUACCCAAACAUCAGUUUGCUACAGAACUCGAUAUAGUGCGUCAAGUCGCGUUUAUUAAUGAUAAUUUCAUUGGCGUUUUGUUAGACUCUGAUAAUAUUUCAAGAAUUGCGCUAAUUAGUAUUGCGGAUAUUACACAGCCUUCCCUUUUAACGAUCGUAGACACCUACACAAAGGUUGUUCUCUUAAGAAGUUCAUUCGAGUAUAAUUCGCUGGUUUAUGAAACUCGUGACUGCAAAAUAGUUCAAUUGGAUGCAAACGGUAUCACGGCACAAAUUGCUCAAUUUCCUCAGUUAGCUUGCGAUUUUCGUGUUAAGAGAAUUAGUUUAUCUGAUACUGCUCACGAAUGGCAUGAGGAUCAGUCAAAGUGUAUCGCCAUUGGAUUAACAAGUGGCGGGAAACUGUUUGCUAAUACUGUUCAGUUAUCAUCUGCUGUGCUCUCUUUAGAAAUAACAGAUUCACUACUUUUAAUUACAACUGCUCAACACUAUCUGCAAUUUGUGCACUUGAACACAACUGAAUUCCAGCCACUACCUCCCAUUGAAGGUGAUGUAUUUGAUGAAAGAGUUCGGGCGAUUGAACGUGGUUCACUUUUGGUGGGAGUUAGUCCAUCUAAAUCGGCUGUUGUAUUGCAAGCCCCUCGUGGUAAUUUAGAGACAAUAUAUCCUCGAAUUAUGGUAUUGGCAGUUGUUAGAAAGAAUAUUAGCGAUGGUGCUUAUAAAGAAGCAUUUGAAACUUGCCGCACACACAGAAUAAACUUGGACAUUUUACAUGAUUAUGCCCCUGAAAUGUUUUUUGGAAAUCUUGAAGGCUUUAUCAACCAGAUUGAAAAUGUUGAUUAUCUAAAUCUGUUUAUAUCCUGCUUAAGCGAUGAAGAUGUUACAGAAACAAAAUACAAAGAAACGCUUGAUUCCAAUAUUGCUGCAUCUCUGCAAGUUGCACCACCACAACUUACCGAGAUGGAAUUAUACAUAAAGAAAAAGACUUUUGAUUCAACCAACUCAAAGGUGAACAAGAUCUGUAAAGCUAUGUUGAAGGUUCUACUGGGCAAUGCAACAUACAAAGAAAAGUAUUUACAAACUAUUCUCACUUCGUAUGCAUGCCAGAAUCCUCCUAACCUAGAGGAUGCUCUGACUUUAAUUGGAGAACUAUUAAAUGUUGAGGAAAGGGACUCUGCAAUCACUUACCUAUGUUUUUUGCAAGAUGUUAAUCUUGUCUAUAAGAUUGCAUUAUCUUUGUAUGAUGUUGAGCUAUCACUGGCUGUUGCACAAAAGUCUCAAAUGGACCCAAGGGAAUAUCUUCCGUUUUUGCAGAAAUUGCAUUCUAAUGAGACCGGUCGUCGUAAAUUUAUAAUUGAUGAUUAUUUGAGUAACUAUGAAAAAGCUUUGGGUCAUCUAGCUGAACUUGAACAGUCAAAAGAUAAAGUUUCGGAGGAAUUAAUAGAAUACGUUCAAACCCAUCAACUGCAUAAGGAAGCACUGAAUAUUUUCCGUUAUGAGACAAUGAAACAAAACUAUAUUUAUUAUAUUUAUGCCCAACAUUUGACGUCUAAACAAGAAUAUAAUGAAGCAGGUAUAGUGUAUGAAAUGUUGUGCAAAUGGAGUGAUGCUGUGGCAGUAUACACUUUGGGUAAUAAGUGGGCGGAGGCCCUGUCAAUCGUGACGACACAUUUCCCAAAGAAAAUCCCCGAAAUUUCUGAAAAACUUGUGAACUCGCUGACAUUAGAACAUAAAUAUGCUGCUGCUGCCCAAAUUGAAUUAAAGUUUCUGAAUAACAUUCCUGCGUCAGUUGAGUUAUAUUGUAAAGCCUCCGCUUACGAUGAAGCAAUAUUACUUUGUAGUGAAAAAGGACAAAUUAAUUUAGUCACAGAAGUUGUAGAUCCUGCUUUAGGUGAAGGAUUUAGUACUGUGGCAGAACUAAUAGCUGAUUGUAAAUCACAAGUCAAUUCUCAAUUGAAAAGAUUAAGGGAGCUUCGUACAAAAAAGGAAGCUGAUCCUUAUGCAUUCUAUGGACAAGAAACAGAACAAGCUGAUGAUGUUUCUAUUGCGCCAUCAGAAACAUCUACCAAAGAAUCCUUUUUUACUAGAUAUACGGGGAAGACUGGAGGUACUGCGAAGACUGGAGCCUCGAGGAGAACCGCCAAGAAUAAACGCCGUGAAGAACGUAAACGUGCCCGUGGUAAGAAGGGAACAAUAUAUGAAGAAGAAUAUUUGGUUCAGUCUAUUGGUAGACUGAUUGAACGGCUAGAACAGACACAGCCAGAUGCAGUGAAAUUGAUUGAUGGAUUGUUGAGACGCAACAUGAGAGAGCAAGCUCAUCAGAUCCAAAAGGGAUUCAUGGGCCUACUUGCAUUCUUGAAAGAUAAUGUUGUUGAAAUAUAUACCAUCAGUGAAAAGGAUCGUGAGAGAAUAGAUGAAGACGGUGCAGUCUACUACUUACCGGAGAUCCCAAUUCCGGAACUCAAAGGGUUCCCUAAAAGGAAUAUUAUUGAUUACUGA
This is a messenger RNA of Eremothecium cymbalariae DBVPG#7215, 3978 nucleotides long. It is a transcript of the gene IKI3, whose product is annotated as Elongator subunit IKI3. Bases 1 to 3978 code for a protein of 1325 amino acids. Gene Ontology annotation, cellular component: elongator holoenzyme complex; cytosol. Lineage: Eukaryota; Fungi; Ascomycota; Saccharomycetes; Saccharomycetales; Saccharomycetaceae. The transcript has a single exon. The record is from RefSeq and is a predicted model, not a curated record. Gene Ontology annotation, biological process: tRNA wobble base 5-methoxycarbonylmethyl-2-thiouridinylation. Gene Ontology annotation, molecular function: protein binding; tRNA binding.